This is a messenger RNA of Rubroshorea leprosula, 898 nucleotides long. Lineage: Eukaryota; Viridiplantae; Streptophyta; Magnoliopsida; Malvales; Dipterocarpaceae. The record is from the annotation of a GenBank genome assembly.
CCAUUGGAACAACAGAAUGGAGGAAGAAGGGAGCUUCACCAUAUCUAUUUGAACCAAAACCACCAGAGGCUCUGGUGGAAGGGUCUCUGCAUUGGGCUCUUCCAAGCCUGGGCUACCCCUGCAUCAUCUCCUUUGAGUUGGUUGAGGAAGCUUCUCAGAAAAUCCCACUGCCUUGUACUAGAUUUUACUUUACAUGUUAUAAUCUUUGUGUGCUUAAUUGGUGUCUACCCGUUGCUGGAUUCAUCCAAGGCAGCCAAUUGGACAUCUGGGUGAUGAAGGAAUACAAUGUGAAGGAAUCUUGGGUGAAAGAAUUCUGUAGUACAACAAAUUAUGUUCCUUUGUGCUUCUAUGAUGAGCAGAAUAAUGCUCCUCUAGGAAUGUUAAUUCAAGAUCUUGCUUCGAGCUGGGUGGGAAGAUGCAUGCGUAAGGUUUUAUGUGUCUUGAAGAACGGUGAGAUUGUGUUGGAGUGUAACAAGAAAGCUCUGGUUUCUUAUGAUCCUAAAACUAACAGGUUCAAGGCUCUAAAGAUCAACCGUUUGCCGCAGCAGUUCCAAACCUUUGUUUUCCAACCUACACUGUUCUCAGCAAAGGAAACCGUUGAAUUGAAAUGAAGCUUUAACCUUCACUACUCGUAUAUAAUUUCCUCUGUUUAAGUGAGGCUUCUGUUGGAUAUUAAUAUAGUCGAAGAUGGAUUAGAGGCUGCAGGCAGGAAUGCAGUUGAAGUUGUCACUCGAGGCAAGCAGAAUACUGGAUUAAUUUCAGGUUUUCCACUACAAUAUUGUUCUUCUGCUAGAUGAAGUAAUUGUCAUAUAACUAUUUAUAGUUGGAUAUUGACUAUUUUCUAUAUUUGAACUACUAGUUCUAGGCCUCAUUGAUAGAAUAAUGUCAAAAAAUUGUU